This is a messenger RNA of Fusarium redolens, 2710 nucleotides long. RefSeq names its product ribosomal protein S7e-domain-containing protein. Gene Ontology annotation, molecular function: pseudouridine synthase activity; RNA binding; structural constituent of ribosome. The transcript is spliced from 6 exons. Gene Ontology annotation, cellular component: ribosome; cytosolic small ribosomal subunit; small-subunit processome. The record is from RefSeq and is a predicted model, not a curated record. Lineage: Eukaryota; Fungi; Ascomycota; Sordariomycetes; Hypocreales; Nectriaceae. Gene Ontology annotation, biological process: rRNA processing; ribosomal small subunit biogenesis; translation. The coding region runs from base 60 to 2543 and encodes 827 amino acids.
GCUACAUCUUUUCUCUUCCGCCAGCUCUACCGUUCAUAUUUGUCGCAACCGAUGCAAACAUGGCGGCAGAUAACGAAGCUCCUGCCGCGAGCAGCGCCAAUGACUCUCGUCCCUCGGGCGACAACAAGAACGCCGCUAACAACAAUGGCUCUGAGAACCGUCGCAACCCGCGCCAUGACCACAGAAAGCCAGGCAAAGGUCGAUCAGAGAAGGGACGCGGAGAAUGGGGUCGUGAGAAGGGCGACAAGCGCAAGAAGAAUGAUGAAUUUAAGGAGUUCAAGCGUCGCAAACUGAAUAAGAAGGGCGAUUCUGCUGAUGGCGAGUCGAGCAACAACCCCUUCUCCAAGGAUGAGAUUGCUGCCGAGGAGCGACGACCCAAGCGAAAGGUUGCUGUUAUGAUUGGAUAUGCGGGCACUGGUUACAAGGGAAUGCAGGUCAAUGGCAACGAGAAGACCAUUGAGGCCGAUCUAUUCAAGGCAUUUGUCGCUGCGAGCGCUAUUUCCAAGGCCAAUGCCGACGACCCCAAGAAGUCGAGUCUUGUUCGAUGCGCUCGAACGGAUAAGGGUGUGCAUGCGGCUGGAAAUGUCAUCAGCCUGAAGCUUAUUAUUGAGGAUGAGGAUAUUGUGGACAAGAUCAACGCCGAGCUACCAGAGCAGAUCCGAAUUUGGGGUAUUCAGCGAACGAACAACGCCUUCAGCUGUUACCAAACCUGCGAUUCAAGAUGGUACGAGUAUCUUAUGCCUAGCUACUGCCUUCUGCCUCCCCACCCCGAGUCUUUCUUGGGCCAAAAAUUGGUUGAGUUAGCCAAGGAGCAUGGUGUCGAGGAUGAGCUGGCCUCUAGGAUGGAGGAUGUCAAAGAUUUCUGGUCUGACGUGGAAGAAAAAGAGAUCAAGCCCAUCUUGGCCCGAUUAGACCCCGAGACCAAGGCUGCCGUGUUGGAGCGAGUCCACGUUAUGGAUGAUGAAGAGGUUGCUGCACGUAAGGAGGCUGCGAAAGAGACCGAGGAGAGCGCGCCAGCAGAGGAGAAGCCUGCUAGCGAGACACCAGCUGGUGAAGCUGCUGAACAAACCACAGAGCCCGAGGCUCAACAGUCUGGCCUUGUUCUGGAGAGCCACAAGCCAAAGAACCGUGAGCUUGGCCCCGUUGAUUUCGCCCUUCGAGACAUCAAGGCAGCUUAUGUUGCCGCUAAGCGACGGUACCGUGUCAGCACUGAGCGUCUGAACCGUCUUCAGGAGGCCCUCAACAAGUACAACGGUACAAAGAACUUCCACAACUAUACUGUUCAGAAGUCAUUCUUCGAUCCCUCAGCGAAGCGACACAUCAAGUCAUUCGUCGUCAACCCUAACCCUAUCAUCAUUAACGAUACAGAAUGGCUGUCUCUCAAGGUUCACGGACAGAGUUUCAUGAUGCACCAGAUCCGAAAGAUGGUUGGUCUAGCCAGUUUGAUCGUCCGCUGUGGCACUCCUAUGGAACGUAUCAACGAGAGCUACCAGAACCAGAAGAUGGCCAUCCCUAAGGCCCCUGGUCUCGGACUCUUGCUUGAGCGACCCGUAUUCCACAACUACAACCGAAAGGCCACCGAGUCACUCGGAAAGGAAGCGAUCGACUUUGACAAGUACGAAGAGAAGAUCCAGGCCUUCAAGGACAAGCAGAUCUACACUCGUAUUUUCAGCGUGGAGGAGAAGGAUAACUCGUUUCACAUGUUCUUCAACCAGAUCGACCAGUUCAAGACAAAUCACUUCCUGUGGCUCACGGCUGGCGGUAUGAAGGCUGCCGAGAUCGCAAGGGACACGACAGGUGAAAAGGUGCAGCAGGACGUUGAUAAGCAGCUCGGUGAUGAGGAUGAGGAGGACCCCGAGGGCGGUGAGGCGGCCCGCGCAACACCAUCAACUUCGUCGUCGUCAAUCCACGUAGUCGAACCAGCCGUCAAAAUGAGCGCCCAGGCCCUUAACAAGAUCGCUCCCAACAGCCCCUCGAGGCAGAACCCCUCCGAGCUUGAGACCAGCAUCGCUCAGGCUCUCUACGACCUCGAGUCCAACACCUCCGACCUCAAGGUUGCCCUGCGACCUCUGCAGAUCGUCUCUGCCCGUGAGAUCGAGGUUGGCCACGGCAAGAAGGCUAUUGUCAUCUUUGUCCCCGUCCCUUCCCUGCAGGGCUUCCACCGCGUCCAGCAGCGUCUCACUCGUGAGCUCGAGAAGAAGUUCUCUGACCGCCAUGUCCUGAUCCUCGCCUCUCGCCGCAUCUUGCCCCGCCCCAAGCGAUCCGCCCGCUCCCGCAACACCCAGAAGCAGAAGCGUCCCCGUUCGCGAACUCUCACUGCCGUCCACGACGCCAUCCUCGAGGAUCUCACCUACCCCGUCGAGAUCGUCGGCAAGCGCGUCCGCACCAAGGAGGACGGCUCCAAGCUUCUCAAGGUCAUCCUCGACGAGAAGGAGCGUGGUGGUGUUGACUACCGCCUCGACACCUACUCUGAGGUCUACCGACGAUUGACAGGCCGCAACGUCAACUUCGAGUUCCCUCAGAGCGGUCCCGCCGACUACUAAGUCUGUGCGUCAACUUUCGAGAUGAAAUAGAAGAAAUGACUAUUUUUUCCUCAUUCGGGCUGGGAGUGUUUUUCACAAAUGGUUGGUUGGUCAAAAAAGGGGCUUGGCGUCUUAAAGAAAGUAGCUUGAUGAAUGGUACAAGCAAGCUGCGUAUGAUUUGACAAGAC